CUUAAUUCUAAGAGACAGAUACUUAGUUGGUGCUCGUUCCUUCACAGGGCCAGUAACUACAGAACGACAUGGACUUCAGGGCUUUGAUUCUUUCCGCCAUAACUGUGCAUUUAUGUUUGGUACCUGCUUCCGUAUAUGCACAGGAAUACGUAACGGUGAACAUACAAGAGGGUACCUUGAGAGGUGAACUGUCUCAAACAUUCACCGGCAACCCCAUAUAUCGGUUUCAGGGGAUCCCGUAUGCGGAGCCUCCUGUUGGCGACCUCAGAUUUCAGCCGCCCGUCACAAAGGCAGCCUGGUCCGGAGAACGAGACGCCCUGAAGGCGUCUUCGCAGUGCCCGCAGUUCAGAAGCAACGCGCUGUCCGGCAGCGAGGACUGCCUCUACCUCAACGUCUACGGUCCAGGGACUCCGGCGCCGACCGACUCGCCGAAAAGCGUUAUUGUUUGGUUCCAUGGCGGAUGUUUCACACGAGGAAUUGGCAGCUCCGUAACACCAGACUAUUUUGUUGACAAUGAUAUCAUAUUCGUCGGCACCAACUACCGGCUGGGAGUGCUAGGUUUCAUAAGCACUGGAGACGAGGUGGUGCCCGGGAACAUGGGCCUCAAGGAUCAAGCGGAGGCCCUGCGCUGGGUCCAGAGGAACAUUGCGGCCUUCGGCGGAGACCCGAACCGGGUCACGCUUCUGGGACAGAGUGCGGGAAGCGCCUCCGUCCACUACCACGUGCUCUCGCCGAUGAGCGCAGGUCUAUUUAAGAACGCCAUAGGAAUGAGCGGAACCGCUUUAAGUCCUUGGGCAUUCUCCAAAAACGCGACGGACAGGACAAUACGGUUUGCCAAAUAUUUGGGAUACACCGGGUCCACUUCAACGGAGCUCCUAGCCUUUAUGAAAACUAUCGACUGGACCAGACUAGUUGUGGACGCCAACAACGCUCUGUCGGAAGAGGACAGCACGAGUCUGUUCACCUGCGUGUGGGUGCCCAGCGCUGAACCGCAGCACGACGGGGCGUUCCUGACGGAGCAGCCUGCUACCCUGGUGGCUGAGGGCCGCUACAACCUGGUACCCUACAUGGCGGGCGUCACAGAUCUCGAGCUGCUAUCACAGACCCAUAGUGGUGGGAUACUUUCUACAGAGGAACAAAUAAAUAACUUGAACCAAAACUUCGACGAAAUUGUCGCUUGUGACAUACGACUUCCAACGAGACAGGAGCAGCUGAAUGGGGCUCAUUCUGUCAAGCAGUUUUACUACAACGGAAGUGACAUUACAGUGCAGGACAGUUACACUACGACACUGAUGACUUCUCACCUGUACUUCACGGAAGGUGUCGACACUGUCAUUAGAAGCAUGUCCCGCUUCUCCUCACAGCCGGUGUUCCAGUACGAGUUUACAUUCGUCGGCCCUCUCAACGCAUAUCCAAGUGGUCCAGGGGCAGCUCACGCUGACGACGCGAGUUACUUAUUCUUUUCAUCAGACCUCGACCCUACAUCAGACGGCGCUAUCAUUAGAGAUCAAAUGACAGCAAUGUGGGCCAACUUCGCUAAAUACGACAAUCCAACGCCGGAACAGACGUCACUUCUCACAGAGACGUGGAACGAGUACGACGAAUCCUCGAAGAAUUUUCUGGAAAUAACAGCACCACUGAAAAGCAGAACUAACUUGUUUGGCCCAUACAUGGACUUUUGGCACAGCCUAUUGCCACAAAAAUAAGUUUGGAUCAUCUACUGACUAAAUAUCUGUAAGCAAACAGUCAAUUUAACAUUAUCGGUGUACAUGAACUAUAGAGAAAUGGAUGACGACAAUGAUUUACAUCCCAGAGAAAAUAUGUGUAUCAUCAAAACUAACAAUGUUAAUAAAAAUUCCCUCACAGAACGCACAACUGCUUCACUAAAACGAA
Molecule: messenger RNA, 1893 nt
Organism: Schistocerca americana (American grasshopper)
Lineage: Eukaryota; Metazoa; Arthropoda; Insecta; Orthoptera; Acrididae
Product: esterase FE4-like
Exons: 11
Coding region: 69-1706 (545 amino acids)
Source: RefSeq, a predicted model, not a curated record